Molecule: messenger RNA, 734 nt
Organism: Myzus persicae (green peach aphid)
Lineage: Eukaryota; Metazoa; Arthropoda; Insecta; Hemiptera; Aphididae
Exons: 2
Coding region: 1-606 (201 amino acids)
Source: RefSeq, a predicted model, not a curated record
AUGAAUGGCAAUGAGUUCCGAAGUGACUGCUCCGAAAACCAACUGACCCCUACCACCUCCAUGGUUUCCUCACGCCCGUCGACUAGAGCGACGAAUCGCAGCAAAAGAUGUGCACCUCGGAUACGGUGGCUUGAUGAAGACGAAUGUAAGUCUCUGAGAUAUGACGAUGGAGCCAUAACAAAGCAGACCUCGGCCAGACCGACCAUACACCGUUCUGUGGCGUCGACGGACUUGACCAGAGCGGCCUGCAGAGGAGUCGGAGGUCCGUACGAUACUGACCAAAGCUCGGAACCGGAUACCGGAAGCGCAGUAGCCAGCUGUUCGGAGAUUCAGCAGUGCAGCGAGCGGUAUGGUCUGGUGGCAACCCCUGGAUGUGCCGGUACGUUUAAAAUGUCCAUCGUUUCCGAUGCCUUUUUCGGACCGGAAGUGGAAUGUUUAAUAGAGUUCAAGGUGUGGAAGACUAUGGCGAGUCCCGAACUAAAGAGGCUAUGGUUUACGGUCAGACAUGCGAUGUCACCAGCGGCCGCCACUGCCAUACAAACCCUGGAAGUCUGGACAGACCGGAAAGACGGCUGCCCGGCUAAAGUGGUGUUUUUGCAGAAAUGAUCACACUCACAUAUAUACAAUAAGCUGUUUUUGAUCAUGAAGUGGAAAACUCUUGAUAACGAAUGUUUGUUUUCUCUCUAUGACCGUGUUCAACAUGGUGAAUUCGCGACCACCGGAACCAAUCAUGA